AUGCCCAGACAAUUCACACUACCGACAACCCUCGCUCCCUAUGAUGGGCUAGGGGAUCCUAAGCAGCACAUCAAAAAAUUUCGAUCUAUUAUGAUCGUUAACGGGGCAUCUGACCCCAUUUUAUGUCGUUGUUUCCCUUCCUUUUUAGAUGGACCCGCCCUUGACUGGUUUUGCUCUUUACCUGCAAAUUCUAUCUCACGCUUCCAAGAACUCGCAAAGCAGUUUGAAGAUCAUUUCACAGCGUCACCAAUUUACCUGCAUGAUUUCGAUUACCUGACUACCAUUAAGCAGGGUCCGCAAGAAAGUUUGAAGGACUACAUUACCCGUUUUACGAAGAUUGCCAUGCGAAUCCCUGAUCUUCACCCAGAGGUCCACUUGCACGCCAUUAAAAGCGGCCUCUGUCCCGGGAAGUUCCAAGAAGCUAUUACAGUAGCCAAGCCAAAGACUCUGGCCGAGUUCAGGGAGAAGGCCAAGGGACAGAUAGACAUCGAGGAACUCCGUCAGGCACGACGAGCAGAAAAGUCGGCUUUCACAAAAGACGAUGAUAAACCUCGGGAGAGCAAGAAGAGUUUCAAGCCCGUGCCCCGCUACGAGUCUUACACUCAGUUCAACACAAAGAGAGAUGACAUUAUCAAGGAAAUAUUAAAUUCUAAGUUAAUCAAACCUCCCCGUAAAGCUGGCACUUAUCAUGAGCCUAAGAACGUCGAUAAAUCCAAAUACUGCACCUUUCACCAAAAAUAUGGCCAUACAACCGAUGAAUAUGUGAUUGCCAAAGAUCUCCUGGAACGCUUAGCACGACAGGGACAUCUUGAUAAGUACAUUUCAGAACACAUGCAGAAACGUCAAACUCCGAACUCCGACCAACAUGCGCCAACCUCGUCGUCCAAAAAGAAAGACAAAGCCCCGGCUCAGCCUAGAGGGGUGAUUAACUGUAUUUCAGGGGGUUACGCCGGAGGAGGAGAGACAAGCUCCGCAAGAAAGUGCACAUACAGAGCGAUGCUGGCAGUUGAACAAUCUCCCAGCAAUCCGCAACCAGGCCAAGCUUGGGGGCUGUGGUAUGACCUGUAA
Molecule: messenger RNA, 1068 nt
Organism: Arachis duranensis
Lineage: Eukaryota; Viridiplantae; Streptophyta; Magnoliopsida; Fabales; Fabaceae
Exons: 1
Coding region: 1-1068 (355 amino acids)
Source: RefSeq, a predicted model, not a curated record